This is a messenger RNA of Electrophorus electricus (electric eel), 3831 nucleotides long. RefSeq names its product polymerase (DNA directed), delta 1, catalytic subunit (gene pold1). Lineage: Eukaryota; Metazoa; Chordata; Actinopteri; Gymnotiformes; Gymnotidae. Gene Ontology annotation, biological process: DNA replication proofreading; DNA-templated DNA replication; base-excision repair, gap-filling. The record is from RefSeq and is a predicted model, not a curated record. Gene Ontology annotation, cellular component: delta DNA polymerase complex. Gene Ontology annotation, molecular function: DNA binding; DNA-directed DNA polymerase activity; 3'-5'-DNA exonuclease activity.
UGUUAUUGGCUGACGGAAGGGCUGGAACGAAUCUGAUUGGUUUCGAGUUACGUCUGUUUAGAACCGGCAAUUCAAGUGGAACGUGAGACUUCUUAAUAUUUGUCCAAGCACCGGAGAAAAGGGCAGGGUUUAUUUAUACUGACCUACGAGUCAUCGAGGAAUAGAGUGAGGACUGCAGCGAGACAAGAUCAGUGGACUGGGACAUAUCUGCGCUCUGUGUGUAACUGGAGACAUCUGUACGCAGUUCCCUUCUACAGUAAACACAGCUGUUGUGUUACUCGCUUACCUUUCACCAGCGUUUCCCGCCUCCAGGUGCGCCCGCCCUCUAUUUAACCAAUCAGGGCGCUGCGGCGUUUUGCCGGGAAAACGGAACUCGGCUCGCUAGAACGAGCUGAAGUGGCGCGAGGCUGCGUCCCGUCAGAGUGUCUCCUGAACAGGAAUGGAUGCUAAGAGACGCAUGGGUGGGCCCAUGCUGGGCGGAGCCUCACAGGCUAAGAGGGGCAAACCGGGUACAGAGUGGGAGGACAGCCCCUCCCAGUUUGAGGAGGAGCUGGCCCAGUUUGAUGAUGUGGACAUGGAGAUGGAGUCAGGCGAGGGGCAGGCGGGCCAUGACGUCAUCCCAGUGCGUGAGCUCUUCUCUGCUGCUCUGAACCCUCGUUGGCGACGCCCUGCUGCUCCUCCCCUCCUGCCUCACACAGACACUCUGGUCUUCCAGCAGAUAGACCUGGACUACUACCUGGGUUCUGCAGUAGCUGGUAUGCCUGGUCAGGUGGAGGGGAAGGUUCCUGUUAUUCGUAUGUUUGGAGUGACGGACUCUGGGAACAGCGUCUGCUGUCAUGUCCACGGAUUUGCACCGUACUUCUAUGUUCCGGCCCCAGUGGACUUCACUAGUUCUCACCUGAGUGAGUUUCAGAAGGAGUUGAACUCUGCUGUUUUGAAGGACAUGCGCUCCAACAAAGACAACAUAUCCGUCACCGUGCUGGCUGUGGACCUCACUCGUAAAGAGAGCAUGUACGGUUACCAUGGCAACCGACUUGUGGACUUCCUGCGUAUCACCAUGGCGAUGCCCCGUCUGGUGGCUCCCGCUAAACGUAUCCUGGAGCAGGGCUUUAAGUUUGAUAAUUUCACCACGCAGGGCUACCCUGCCUACGAGGCUAACAUUGACUUUGAAAUCAGGUUCAUGGUAGACAGCGGUAUGGUGGGCUGUUGCUGGGUUGAGCUGCCUAAGGGGAAGUACAGCCUGAGGGAGGAGAGGAGUGGGACCAGUGACCUCUGCUGCCCAGGCAAGGUGUCUCUGUGUCAGUAUGAAGUGGAUGUGGGGUGGACAGAUCUGAUCAGUCACCCAGCAGAAGGAGACUGGCAGAGAAUCUCCCCUCUCAGGGUCCUCAGCUUCGACAUAGAGUGUGCUGGCAGGAAAGGUGUGUUUCCGGAGGCGGAGGUGGACCCGGUGAUCCAGAUUGCGUCUAUGGUGCAGUGUCAGGGUGAGAAGGAGCCAUUUGUGCGCACCGUCUUCACCCUGCAGUCCUGCGCCAGCAUCGUGGGCUCACAGAUCCUCUGCUUCUCUCAGGAGACCAUGCUGCUACAGAGUUGGGCAGAGUUUGUGAGGACGGUGGAUCCUGAUAUCAUUACAGGAUAUAAUAUUCAGAACUUCGACCUCCCAUACCUACUCAACAGAGCAGCUACUUUAAAGGUGAACUUGUUUCCCUACCUGGGUCGUGUGAGGGGGAUUAAGUCUGUACUGAAGGAUUCCACCUUCCAGAGUAAACAGGUUGGCCGUCGGGAGAGCAAAACUGUCAACAUGGAGGGCAGAGUGCAGUUUGACCUUUUGCAGGUACUGUUGCGGGACUAUAAGCUGCGCUCUUACACUCUCAACGCUGUCAGCUUCCACUUCCUGCAGGAGCAGAAGGAAGACGUUCAACACUCCAUCAUCACCGACCUGCAGAAUGGGAAUGACCAGACGCGCAGGCGUCUGGCGGUGUACUGUUUGAAGGACGCCUACCUGCCCCUGCGUCUGCUGCAGAAGCUGAUGUGUGUGAUUAAUUACAUGGAGAUGGCCCGAGUUACAGGUGUGCCACUCACGUACCUGCUGUCUCGCGGCCAACAGAUCAAAGUGGUGUCACAGCUGCUGAGACAGGCUAUGAAGCAGAAAUUGGUGAUGCCUGUAGUAAAGAGUGAUGGAGGAGAGGACUACGUUGGAGCCACCGUCAUAGAGCCUGUGAAAGGGUACUACAGCGUUCCCAUAGCGACGCUGGAUUUCUCAUCGCUGUACCCAUCCAUUAUGAUGGCCCAUAACUUGUGUUACACUAGUCUACUGCAGAAAGGCCAGGCAGAGAAACUGGGUCUCUCUGCAGACGAGUUCAUCAAAACUCCUACUGGAGAUUUGUUUGUUAAAGCGUCUGUGAGGAAAGGCCUCCUACCAGAGAUCCUGGAGAACCUGCUUAGUGCCAGGAAGAGAGCAAAGGCUGACCUGAAGAUGGAAACGGACCCGUUUAAGAAGCAGGUUCUAGACGGGAGGCAGCUGGCGCUGAAGAUCAGCGCCAACUCAGUGUACGGCUUCACCGGGGCACAGGUGGGCAAGCUGCCCUGUCUGGAGAUCUCACAGAGUGUGACAGGCUUUGGCAGACAGAUGAUCGAACAGACGAAGCAGCUUGUUGAAUCCCAGUACACCAUCGCUAAUGGUUACCAGGCUGACGCCAAGGUCAUCUAUGGAGACACAGACUCUGUGAUGGUCAAACUGGGAGUCACCAGUGUUGAGGAAGCAAUGAAACUGGGCACGGAAGCGGCACAAUGGGUGUCUUCCCACUUUGUGAUGCCGAUCAAACUGGAGUUUGAGAAAGUGUACUACCCGUACCUGCUGAUCAAUAAGAAGAGGUACGCAGGGCUGUAUUUCUCUUCUAGCACACAGCACCACGACAAGAUGGACUGUAAGGGCAUCGAGACUGUCAGACGAGACAACUGCCCUCUAGUGGCCAACCUCAUCAACACAUGCCUGCAGAAGAUUCUCAUAGACAGAGACCCUGGCGAUGCUGUGGGCCACGCUAAAGAAGUGAUCUCAGACCUGCUGUGUAAUCGCAUUGACAUCAGCCAGUUGGUGAUCACUAAGGAACUGACGCGCUCGGCCCAGGAGUACACGGGCAAGCAGGCCCACGUGGAGCUCGCUGAGAGAAUGCGUAAGCGAGAUGCAGGCAGUGCUCCUAAUCUUGGCGAUCGUGUGCCGUACGUAAUCAUCAAGGCAGCCAAAGGAGUGGCAGCAUACAUGAAGUCAGAGGACCCCAUCUAUGUUCUGGAGAACAACAUCCCUAUAGACACCCAGUACUACCUGGAACAGCAGCUGUCCAAACCUCUCCUGCGCAUCUUUGAGCCCAUUCUGGGAGAAACGAAGGCUGAGUGUGUGUUACUCAAGGGCGAUCACACGCGUUGUAAGACCGUUCUGACCUCCAGGGUGGGAGGCCUCAUGGCGUUCGCCCAGAAGCGCAGCACGUGUAUCGGCUGCAGGGCUGUUCUCAGAACAGAUGCUGCUGUGUGUGACUUCUGUAAGAAGAAGGAGUCAGAGCUCUAUCAGAAGGAGAUUGCUCAUCUAUCAGCUCUGGAGGAGAAAUUCUCUCGCCUGUGGACUCAGUGUCAAAGGUGUCAGGGGUCCCUACAUGAAGACGUGCUUUGUACGAGUCGCGAUUGCCCCAUCUUCUACAUGCGCAAGAAGGUCCAGAAGGACUUAGAUGACCAGGAGAAGCUUAUCUCUCGUUUCGGCUGGUGAGAGCAGCGAAAAUGUUUGGUUUUCUCUUGCAUUUGUAAACACACACAUUCUUGUUUUUAAAAAAAAAUAAUUUUCAC